AUGCUGAAUGAAAUGCAGCCAGCUCUGCUCUUUUCCUUGUCAGUGGUUGUGGUCAAUGUUGAAGUAGCCACAGAAGUUUCUGAGGUGGAGGUCUGUCCUGCAGACGUCAUACUAGUGGAAUCUGUUGCAAACUUUUUAGGAUUCGAAGGGGCCGCUGUACUCGUUGUCGUACUAAUGGAAGCUAUUGCAGCAUUUUUAGAAUCCGAACGAACGGCUGGAUUCGUCGUACGGCUAGGAGAUCUUAUUGCAUUUUUUAUAGAAUUCGAAGGACCAGUCGUAUCCUUUGGAGACGAAUUCGCUUUCGGAUUUGGCAUAGCUGAAGAGAUUGUUGGUUGA
Strongylus vulgaris is the source of this 336-nucleotide messenger RNA. The record is from the annotation of a GenBank genome assembly. NCBI's taxonomy places the organism in Eukaryota, Metazoa, Nematoda, Chromadorea, Rhabditida, Strongylidae.